UCCUCGACCGCCGCCGUGAGUACACAUCUGCCUCUGUCUUAUCCACUUGGGCUGGACGGUAGAGCAAAGGUCUCGCUUCAGCAGGUCGGCGUUCAAUCCCCGACCGUCCGAGUGAUGUUGCCAAUUUUCCUCCUGGCUCUUGCGGCCUUGUGCUCGGCGGAUACUCCAGGGAACUGCAUGUUUGAGGACAUCGAAGGUACUUGGACCUUCUCGGAGACGGAGCGGACGGGGGACAACACCAUCAGCUGUGACGAGCUGGGCCCCAUCGUCCACACCAAGACCUUCACCCUCAGCUUCCCCAACACUGUCAACGAUGAGCUGGGCAACCACGGAACUUGGACCCUGAUCUACAACCAGGGCUUCGAGGUGAACAUCAACGAGCGGUCGUACUUCGCCUUCUCCUACUUCGAGGGUGACUUCUUCUCCGCAACUUCUUACUGCGACCGCACCUUCAAUGGCUGGUCGCGCGACCGAACAGUCAGGAACUGGUCGUGCUUCACCGCCCAGAAGAACACACAGGUGGCGCCUCGCGUGAGUCAGAGACCCGUACAGAGAGACCUCGACCAUUUCUUCAGCAACGACUACAGCCUCAUCGAGCAGAUCAACGCCGCCCAGAGCUCGUGGACAGCUAAAGCGUAUCCCGAGUUCGAGAUGUACACGAGAGAGGAGAUGCAGCGGCGGGCCGGUGGGCUGCGAUCUCCCGGCUUCGUGAGGCCUCGUCCGGCCCCCGCUACCGCAGAACAGAAGGCUCGGGCUGCUCUUCUCCCGGAGAGCUUCGACUGGCGUGACGUGGAUGGUGUGAACUAUGUGUCACCCGUGAGGGACCAGGGCGGCUGCGGCUCCUGUUUUGCAUUCGCCUCCAUGGCCAAUCUUGAAGCCCAGUUGAGGAUCGCCACCCGCAACGAGCGGCAGGAUAUCUUCUCCCCUCAGGACGUGGUGUCGUGUUCCUACCUGGCUCAAGGAUGUGAUGGGGGCUUCGACUACCUGAUCGCCGGCCGUUAUGCCCAGGACCAGGGCGUCGUUGCUGAGGAGUGCAACACCUACGUAGGCGUAGACAGCCAGUGCUCCACAUCCGAGUCCUGCUCUCGUACUUACGUCAGUGAGUAUGUACACGUUGGAGGCUACUACGGUGCCUGCAACGAGGAGGUCAUGCUGGAGACCCUCGUCAACACUGGACCCAUCUCGGUGUCCUUCGAAGUUUACUCUGACUUUAGUUUCUACAGCGGCGGCAUCUACCACCACCUCGAUCUCAAGAACGACUUCAACCCCUUCGAGAUCACCAACCACGUGGUGCUGGUGGUGGGCUACGGGGUGGAGGAGACCACGGGCGAGAAGUUCUGGACGGUGAAGAACUCUUGGGGCGCUGACUGGGGCGAGGACGGCUUCUUCAGGAUCAGGCGAGGCACGGACGAAUGUGCCUUGGAGUCCAUGGCUGUUCAAGUCACCGUAAUACCUUGAGAAGGUGCCCAAGAAAAGAAAGCAACAUCGAAUAUAAUAGUAUGAGAAGAAUACUUAGAACAGUAAAAUAAAAUAUUAAAA
Procambarus clarkii (red swamp crayfish) is the source of this 1539-nucleotide messenger RNA. Its product is annotated as dipeptidyl peptidase 1. NCBI's taxonomy places the organism in Eukaryota, Metazoa, Arthropoda, Malacostraca, Decapoda, Cambaridae. Gene Ontology annotation, molecular function: cysteine-type endopeptidase activity. Gene Ontology annotation, cellular component: lysosome. The record is from RefSeq and is a predicted model, not a curated record.